CUUGUCGAUCCACUUGCAGUGUCCGGCGUAAGCCUGUUUGCUAUUAACAAAAUAUACCCCUCUCUCUCUCUCCAACUCCAACAAAUCCUCCCUUUUCCAUCUUAUCGUAUAUAUUCAAAACCAUGAUCUUCAUCCCAUGCCCUCAUUUUUCGCCCUCUUAAACUACCCCCCAUCAGAUGCCUUCCUCUUUGCAGCUCCACCGCACCACCACCGCCGUUGGCACCUGCCACCACCAAAAACAACAACCUCCACCCCCUACCACUCUCACGACCUUUUUCCCUCUUCCUACCGGCGUCUCCUUUCCCGACAUGGUCUCCGCCUACCACUUCCACACCUUGGGUCCUAAUCAGUGUUGCUCCGCUGUGGUUCAAACCAUCAACGCCCCUGUCGAAACCGUCUGGUCGGUGGUUCGCCGUUUCGAUAACCCUCAAGCUUACAAACACUUCCUCAAAAGCUGUCAUGUCAUCGUCGGUGACGGUAACGUAGGCAGCCUCCGUGAAGUCCACGUCAUAUCGGGUCUCCCCGCCGCUUUCAGCACCGAGAGGCUUGAAAUCCUCGACGACGAACAUCACGUGCUUAGCUUUAGCGUCGUCGGAGGUGUUCAUCGGUUGAAUAAUUACAAGUCUGUCACGACUCUACACGCUUCAAACAAAGGUAACGGGACAGUUGUCGUGGAAUCAUUCGUGGUUGACAUACCGCCCGGCAACACCAGAGAAGAUACAUGCACUUUCGUUGAUACUAUUGUACGUUGCAACCUUCAAUCUUUGGCUCAAAUGGCCGAAAAUAUGGCAACAAAAGAAUCAUUGUCAUCAUCCCCCUAAACUAUUCCAAAGAAAAAGAAAAUCGAAUUCUCUCAAUUCUAUUUUUUUCUCGAUGUGGGAUCUAUCCAUUAAUGACUUCGUAUCGAGAUUCAUAGAUGAAGUUGAAUGUGAUCAUAUGUUACAAUAUUGGUAUCGAUGAUGUAAUGUUUAGCUUUUUUCUUCCCAUCUGGUGAAGAUUUCGCUUUGAUGAUCACACUCAAUUUUAAUGUAAUUAUGAAUGUAUUUCCUUCUUUGUUGCAUCAAAUAUAUGUGAUUUCCACUUAAA
Gossypium raimondii (Peruvian cotton) is the source of this 1086-nucleotide messenger RNA. RefSeq names its product abscisic acid receptor PYL4. The coding region runs from base 177 to 821 and encodes 214 amino acids. NCBI's taxonomy places the organism in Eukaryota, Viridiplantae, Streptophyta, Magnoliopsida, Malvales, Malvaceae. Gene Ontology annotation, cellular component: cytoplasm; nucleus. The record is from RefSeq and is a predicted model, not a curated record. Gene Ontology annotation, molecular function: abscisic acid binding; protein phosphatase inhibitor activity; signaling receptor activity. The transcript has a single exon. Gene Ontology annotation, biological process: abscisic acid-activated signaling pathway.